AUGGUUGAGUGUCUGGAGCUCACCUUGAGGGAACAGUUUCUUCCAGCUAAAACAGUGCUCCACGCCUAUCUCCAUUUUGAGGCACUCACAAAACACGAGUAUGAAUACUCUUGUGUGACAUGUGGGGAUCAUCCAGCCGUUGUAAUCAUGGAUCUCCACAGAAAAGGAGCAUUCAACAUGUCAUUGAGUGACAAACCACCGCCAAAGAAUUUUAACGGCUACGUGGAUAUGGAAGACUUCUGGGAGACACUAGCCCUGCAAAUGAUUGGUUGUGGCUUUGAUGCAGAUGAAAAUUCAACCCAACCUUGGAAGAAGCCUCAUAAUCCUCUACAAGACAAAUUGCUCAGAUACAUACUUGACACGAUGCGGCUGGCUGAUGAGGUCAUUGUGAAGGAGGGAGCGACAUGCCUCACAAGAGCAGAUUUUUGGACUUUAGGUUUGAGACGGGACAUGGAGUCAGAGAUUGGAAAUGCCUGCAUGAAAAUUAUCUAUGAUGCUCGAGCACAUGGCAAAGACAUAUACAUUGCCGACCUGUAUCUUGUUCCAAGAUGGAAAACUGAUAAAGAUCCCCUAGCGUACUUACCUAGUGAUGCUGACAUAAAGGAUGCCCUUGUGUUUCCUGCAUGGACACAAGCUGGCGGACCAGACCAUUGUGUUUUAUGUCUAAGAUUUUUCAAUAUUGCACAUCGUCUUGAUCCUGGACAGUGGACAGAAGUCACAGGAUUGGAUAUUGGGGCGAUUCCUCAACAGAGCAACAUCCAUGAUUGUGGGAUUUUUAUGCUCAUGUAUGCCCUCUACACUGUGCUGAACACUCGAUUUAGUUUCACUUUAGUUUCAGAUUUUGAUGCCUUACACAAGACGCUAAAGGUGUUAAAAGAUAAAAAUCUGAUUUUUUUUAGGUAUGGGAAAAGGUUUGCCCACUGGAACGAGGAUGCAAGGUUCCUGCCUGAAGGGACAUUACAACCUCUUUACCGGGAUUUUCCAGGGCUAACUUAUGACCUGCCACAACAUUUUGUUGUUGAGAGGAACCGCAAGUCAUGCAACCAACCGUUGGUGGACUUCAUUGUAGCAACCAGAGGAACAGAUAACCACAUUCAGUCCAUCAUAAAUGGCCAAAAGAAGUCAAAGUGGCUUGAAAUGUUUACCAAUCCUUCUGCCAAGACCAUGCUUGUAACUGUAUACCUUGAAGAUCAGGACCAAAUAGAUGACGUCUACAUUCACCUCACUUCAGUUCUAGACAGGAGACCCACACACACUCACAGUGACGCAGACAAGUUUGUUAUGGAUGUCCUUUUUGCAGAGGUGGGUCCUAUGUUAGCUUUCUAACCCUAACUUGUUUGGGGUGUGAUCCAUCUUAACUCUUUCUUUGGUAGUCCAUCAUCUGUGCUCUUGCUGCUUUGGAAAAUGUCACCAUGUUGGAGGCUGAGAACAAAUUUUUACGAGGGCCUGUCAUUGACAUAUUGUAUGUUAUGAUGCUAUAAAGGAGAAAUUGUUAAGCACGACAUCCUGCCAUUAUUUCCAAUAACAAUUUUGUCUACAACUUUUAAUGUUCAUUUAU
Triplophysa dalaica is the source of this 1558-nucleotide messenger RNA. RefSeq lists its product as uncharacterized. Lineage: Eukaryota; Metazoa; Chordata; Actinopteri; Cypriniformes; Nemacheilidae. Bases 1 to 1326 code for a protein of 441 amino acids. The transcript is spliced from 13 exons. The record is from RefSeq and is a predicted model, not a curated record. Gene Ontology annotation, biological process: proteolysis. Gene Ontology annotation, molecular function: cysteine-type peptidase activity.